Acyrthosiphon pisum (pea aphid) is the source of this 1853-nucleotide messenger RNA. RefSeq lists its product as uncharacterized. The record is from RefSeq and is a predicted model, not a curated record. The transcript is spliced from 2 exons. NCBI's taxonomy places the organism in Eukaryota, Metazoa, Arthropoda, Insecta, Hemiptera, Aphididae. The coding region runs from base 1520 to 1837 and encodes 105 amino acids.
ACGUUCAUUGUUCUAUAUUACCUUUUUUUUCUACCCAACUCCGUAUUGUAUUCGAAUGCGACGUUGCCAUGUAACGAAUACGAUUCCGCACGUUUAUUCUUGUAACAUGAGAUUGAUACAAUUAGUGCAUAUUAUUUAGGGACCUGGACUUUUCCACCUAUUUACCACGACAUUUCAAGUUCAAACUAAUUGAAAAUAAGAUAAGUCGGGUCUUUUGAUAAAGUCGAUAAAGAUAACAACAUACAUUAAAUUACAUGUUAUGCGACCUAACAUUAUAACGAUAAUAUCGUAAUGACGAGAUUAUUUUGAUAAAUUACCCAUAAUAUAGUUGUUAUGGUUGGUGUUGUCAGUAUGUCGAUGGUAAAAUAUACCAAUCUAGUCAGAACAGUCUAGUUAAAACGCAGCGCGUGGGUACGAUUUUUUUACGGUGUUAAAAUAUAUAAGUUAAUUGAUAGGCAUGGAGAAUCAAUUGGAGAUAAUAAAAUCUGAAAAGGGCAAUGAUUUAGCGUUGGUAAAUACAUGUAAAUAUCGGCAUAUUCGUCAACGAAAUGACGGAAAAGUGAAAUGGAGGUGCAUACAUAAAACAUGUACCUACUGCAAGUAUUUUAACUGACUCAAAACAUACAAUUCUAUUGGAAAUACUGGGAGAACACAAGCAUACAUUAGAUACUGUAGAAAAAAUCCAGCGUCAAAUUUUGCGAGAAAAUUGUAAAAGAAAAGCUAAUGACACGAUUUCAGUAAGACCUUCAAAAAUUAUAAGAACUGAGCUUUUAAAAGCGGAUUAUGAAGUACCUCAUAAUUAUAUAAAAUCUGUUCGAAAAAGUAUGUAUGAUUUACGUCGAAAAGAUUACCCAACAUUUCCACAAUCAUUAAAUAGUGCUAUCACACAACUUAAAGAAAUACAAAACGAAGAUCGCUUUAGAUUUAAAAACGAAAAGUUUAUUCAUGUUCCUGAAAAUCAAAACUUCAUUUGUAUUACGACGAAAACAAAUAUUAAUUUACACACACAGUGUGAUGAUAUAUUUAUAGAUGGCACAUUUGAAUACGCUCCUAAGUAUUUUUUAAAACUAUACAAUCCAUGGAUUUAAAAAUGGUUUUUAUAUACCACUUGUAUACUUCUUUUUACCCGAUAAAUGUGAAGAAAUUUACAUUCAAAUGUGGGCAUUUUUAAAAAACAUAUGUUUUGAAUAUUUAUCCACCAGACUAUGUAUCCACACAUUACAUGUGGAUUUUGAAAAAGCUGCACAUGAAGCCACGAAAACUAUGUUUCCUGGAAUAGCUAUUAUUGGGUGUAGAUUCCAUUUAGGUCAGGCAUGGUGGCGUAAGGUAAUUAAAUAACAUUAUUACUUAAUUUUUAUUUAUAUUUAUACGUUUUUUUUUAUAUAUUUAGAUACAAGAACACAAUAUUUUAAGAACUUCAUAUUUGAUAGAUGGAGAUGAAUUAGGUAUUUGGUUAAAAUCAUUUUUUGGAUUACCAUUUCUCCCAGUGGAAAAGGUUGAAGAAGGCUUUUUAGAACUCAUGAGUACGUGUCCAAAUGAAAAUGAAAGCUAUAUAUUUUCUGAUUACAUACUUAAGUCGUACAUAGAAUCUGGUUGUCUAUUCCCCCCUGAAUUAUGGGCAAGUGAACCUUCAAUUAGUCCAAGAACCACAAAUGGAGCGGAAAGUUUCCAUAAAAUGUACAACGGACAAUUUCACAGUGCUCACCCACCAACGCAUGUAGUAAUAUCUGUACUAAUGGAAAUACAAGCCGAAACUAUGACAAAAAUUAAUUCAAUUGCUAGAAACGUGCACAGUAAAAUGGGAUCAUCCGAUUUAAAAGUAUAUGUAACGUUAUAGAACAUUUUAAUAAUUA